Molecule: messenger RNA, 1248 nt
Organism: Botrytis sinoallii
Lineage: Eukaryota; Fungi; Ascomycota; Leotiomycetes; Helotiales; Sclerotiniaceae
Exons: 1
Coding region: 1-1248 (415 amino acids)
Source: RefSeq, a predicted model, not a curated record
AUGGCAGAUAUUAAAGCCCCUCCAACUCUCUCCUCAGGUUUCUUGUCACUACCUGUCGAGCUCAUGAGAUUUGUGAUCCUUUAUAUGGACCUACCCGCCAUCAAGUCUACCCGUUUGACUUGCAAGUUUCUCUCCUUUCUCAGUACACCAUACCUCAUCCUUCCCAAAUUCCAUGGUUUCGCCCAUCGUCCCGAUCUCAAUCGUCUUCUUCAUCUAUGCCGUCAUCCGAUUUUUUCCUCUUGUAUUCAAUCUAUCGAACUCAAUCUUGGCGACAUCGAUGAAUUCCAUGCAAGGCAUAAUGCAUAUCUCUUCAAAUCAGAUCCCAAUAUAUUCAAUCCAGAAACUCGUGCCGAACUAACUGAAGAAGCUUGGUUUCGAUAUUCUAGUCUCAAGUUCUUGAGAGAGGAAUUCAACUCCCGAAUAUGUGAUUCAGAUCUGUCUGAAGUCUUCCGUUCCCUGCCUAAUUUAUCAGCCCUGUCUGUUUCUAUGGUCAAUUUCCCCUUACCCGAUGAACCGGCACUCUCUCUACUAGCAUCAGUUUGGAGAGUUCCUUCGACGAGAUUGCUACGCAGAGAAUCGACCAAGGAGCUUUUCACGACUAUUAUAAUUUCAUUACUCCGCAGUAUUGAGGUUCUGAAGCUCAGAAAACUGUCUCACGAUUGCUUGCCAUUUGAGUUUUUCGCGCAGAACAAGGUUCUAUUCGAGUCUAUAACACCUAUUUUUUAUAAUCUUACAGACUUACGCUUAGCUCUGGAUUAUAGCGAUAUACCUAAUAACUUAAGUUUCCAAGAGGUAUUUGCGAACAUCGCUACAUGUUUGUACGCUGCUACGAAUUUGGAGAGUUUCAAUCUGUGCUUUCGGUCAAAGCGUAAGAGUGAUAUUACACCACUGCUUGAGGAUUUUUUGUCAAAAUCUAAAGAAUCGAAUUUUACUUUACCUCCCCUUCGAAGCCUACAUAUAGAAGGCGUGUCAAGUAGAUUCCUUGCCAUGGAAAGCUUUCUUAUAUCGUUGGCGUCUACUCUCGAAGUGAUAGAAUUUGGAGGAGAUGGAUGCCAUGAGCCCAAUCGAUUUUCUAACGGAGGUAUACAUUUACUGGAUGGGAAAUUUCGAAGGUUGUUUGAGAAUGUGGAGAGAGCUAUUGGAGACUCAUUGACGAGAUUUGUUGUUAGGGGUGAUUUGGUGGAGAUCGAGGGUGGGAGUUCUUGGUUUCUCAAUAGGGAGGUUGGAUGGCACGGGGCUAUGGAUUGA